AUGACAAGUCUUUCAGUCUUGGAUUUGUCGAGUAAUGGAAAACUUUAUUCCUUGCCGGAGGAAGUUUCAAGCCUGGUAUCGCUGCAGCUUCUCAACUUAUCAGGUACGUCGAUAAUACAGUUGCCGACUGGUCUGAAAAAACUUGUCAAGCUGAUACACUUGGAUUUGGAGUUCACACCGUUUCUUGAAGGAAUUGAUGUGAUAGCAAGUUUAUUGAAUUUGCAAGUACUGAGAUUAUACAAGUCUGCUGUACCUGUGGAUCUCGAUAUAAUGGAGGAUAUAAUUCUGUUGAAGAGUCUGAAAGAGUUGAGUUUAACCGUGAAAGAAGUAACUGUUUUGCAGCGGCUACAAAGUAUCCACCAGUUGGCAAGUUGUAUCCGACGUUUACAUCUCAGAGGAAUUAAGAUAACCGAGGGAGGAAUAUCGUCGCUGACGUCUGGUCUUCGCGAACUUGAUAUUUCUGUGUGUAAUCUCCCUUUGGAGAUAACCAUUGACUGGAGAAGGGAGACGUUACAGUCUGACAACAUUGAGAAAAUUCAACAAUUCCGGAACAUACGCACAGUGCAUCUUUAUUCCUGCAGAGGUCUAAAGGACUUGACAUGGCUGCUAGUAGCCCCGAGUCUUAGCCUUCUACGUUUAGAUUCCUGUCCGGAAAUGGAAGAAGUCAUAAGCGAAAAGAAAGCCAUGGCCCAGCUGGGUCUUACGAGUGAGCAGCCCUUUCAAAAUCUAACUAGCCUCUACCUAGAUGCUUUACCUGCACUGGAGAGCAUCUACUGGAAUCCUCUACCCUUUCCAGUUCUGGAAUAUCUCAGGAUAAGAGGCUGUCCGAAGCUAACCAGACUUCCACUCAACUUCGAGAGCACUAAAGGAGAUCGAUUUAAAAUUGAUAUCGACAGACGAUCUAUACAGGGAGUUAAAUGGGAGGAUGAUGCUACUGAACGACGGGUCUUUAGUCAGAUGGACGACAUGUCCGUCCCCUCCACUGUAGCAAAUGAAAAAGAGAUGAAAGAGAGUGCAAAAGCACAUGAAAGAGAGAUUCGUAUGCUGGAAGAUACGCUAAAACACACUGCAGCAAAUCAUGAAAGAACCAUUCGUCAAAGGAGAGAAAUAAGUCAACUGCCCCUGAUGGAAGAUAUGCUAAAACACACUGCAGAAAAUCGUCAGAUGAAAGAGGAAAUUCUACGGCGCCAACGUAUGGAGGAUUCGCAGAAACAGAAUGCAGCAAAUCUUGACAGAGAAAUACGUCAGAUGAGAGAAGAAAGUCAGCGCAUUCAGGCCCAUAGGGAACAGCUGGUUCAUCAACAGGCGAAAAUGUUUCAGCAACCGGCCCCACCCCGUCAACCUGAAUGCAACAUUAUGUGA
Microthlaspi erraticum is the source of this 1362-nucleotide messenger RNA. NCBI's taxonomy places the organism in Eukaryota, Viridiplantae, Streptophyta, Magnoliopsida, Brassicales, Brassicaceae. The record is from the annotation of a GenBank genome assembly.